Messenger RNA from Solanum tuberosum (potato), 906 nucleotides. RefSeq lists its product as uncharacterized. Bases 43 to 582 code for a protein of 179 amino acids. The transcript has 4 exons. Gene Ontology annotation, molecular function: fatty acyl-CoA hydrolase activity. The record is from RefSeq and is a predicted model, not a curated record. Lineage: Eukaryota; Viridiplantae; Streptophyta; Magnoliopsida; Solanales; Solanaceae.
UUACUCUACCCAGAUAGUAGUACUAGAAAUUAAACAAAAGAGAUGGGUGAAAAUCGCUCAGCCCCAACUCUUAUGGAGAACAAAAACACUGUCAUCUCCGAAAAAUUGUCUGCAGAAUCUAUUUCUAAGGUCAAUGGAUUCCUCAAAAGCAUGGGGCUCUUCAACCUUAACUUUCCUCCUCAGUAUGACACUAUGGAUUCUUUCUCUGAACUCAGCCGCAGCUUCCUCAAGGUCCAACAUAUCCACCGUGGCAAGAUUUCCUGUAUUGUCUCUGUCAAACCUCCUAUCAUGAAUGCAUAUGGUUCACUGCACGGAGGAGCAGUUGGAGAUGUAGCAGUAAGGGUAGCAACUGCCUGUGCUCGAACUAUCGUGGGAAAGGAUAAAGAGCUCUUUCUUGGAGAAUUAAGCAUAUCUUAUCUCUCUAGUGCUCCUCAAAAUGCUGCAGUAAUAGUUAAUGCAUCCAUUGUUCGAAGUGGAAGAAACCUGACUGUAGUUGCCCUGGAUUUUAGACUAAAGGAUUCUGAGAAACUGUGUUACAUUUCUCAUGCAACAUUCUAUCAUGUGCCUGUAGCAAGUUUAUGAACCAGACCUGGUUCAACACAUUAAGCCAAAGACAUCCUGCUGAUAGGUUGAAAGACCAGGUAAGUCACAAUGUUGGAGGGUUUACAAAGUUUCAGAACUUCAUUAGAAUCGGGAAAAGUUCAGCUGUAUUGCUGGAGUAUGUGUUCCCUAUCAGAGGAGCUUAGAAACGUCUAUGUAAAUAAACUGUCUUCGUUUCUGCGAAAAGUGAUAAUAUAUGUUGGCAUCAUUGUCCAGUUACAAACUCAGUAAUGUUUAGAAAUGUGAAUGGAAGGCAACCCAUUAAUCCAAGACAAUUUCAGUAAACAUCAUGUACUUGUACCUCUA